This is a messenger RNA of Babesia bovis T2Bo, 1271 nucleotides long. RefSeq lists its product as uncharacterized. The transcript is spliced from 4 exons. The coding region runs from base 41 to 451 and encodes 136 amino acids. NCBI's taxonomy places the organism in Eukaryota, Apicomplexa, Aconoidasida, Piroplasmida, Babesiidae. Gene Ontology annotation, biological process: Golgi organization; autophagy; COPII vesicle coat assembly. The record is from RefSeq and is a predicted model, not a curated record. Gene Ontology annotation, cellular component: endoplasmic reticulum exit site; ER to Golgi transport vesicle membrane.
UUUCACUACCAUAUUCGUCUCCGGCUCUUAAGAGACAAAGAUGCAAAAUUAUCUUUGGGGUUUCUUGCGCGGCAAGAAAGAUGAGGAGACAAAUGAUUUUACGGAGGCCCAUAUGGGUGAGGAGAACAACUUUUACUAUAAUGAAGAGUUGAAGCGUUGGGUUGUUCGCGGUGAGGAGGAUAAGGUUGCUAACGAGGGUGCGGAAUCCGUUCCACCAAUGCCUGCGGCCGAUAACAAUGCUGCCAUUACACCUCCUCCAGCUCCGAUCGUCGGUAAACGUAGAGGCAAUGCCCUGACCUCUGAGCAUCUAUACACCAAGAUCCCGGGUAUAGAGGUCAUAGAGUCACGUGAACCUGUUGAGCACACUCCGUUGAUUCCAUUCGCUGCGAAAUCGCAAUUUAUUCCAGAAUCUGGUGGUGAGAAGGAGGGUGAUUAUGACUUUAUCAACUAGUACCCUUUGACGUUGGUUCAAGGCUCUCUAUAUCAAUGUCACUGUUAUCGGUAACUCUUGAGAGCUUGGGUUUUUGACCUUUUUUAACGCGUCUGCAUUGAUAUUAUCGUGGAUUACACGUGCUUACUUUCGGUCCAGGAUUAAUUUUUCUAUGCACUUACGCCACGCUGGUAUGGUAUCAUCGGCAUCCUACAUUUGUUUAUGGGUCUAGUACAUGGCUUACCUUAUCAAACUGCAUGGUGAAGUACUCAUACGUUGUGAGCUUUUUGUGUAUGAGGUAGCAGUGCAGGAAGUACAAUUGCCAUAGCAUGAUGGCGAUUACGGUACUGAUUAUGGUGACGAUAGAUAGUGCGGCAUAGAAGGCGCCUGCGUUAAAGCUGCCGUACGAAGCUUCCCAUGUGUUUCGAGGUAUAUAGGUUACGAAGUCCAUGAUGUGUAGUGUUGCUCCGUGUAUUGCGAUCAUGGUGACAAAUACUGCGCACGAUGCCACCAGUGCGACGAAAACCUUGUAAUUCUGGGCUCCUAUGCAAUUGUUGACCCAUAUGCAAUGGUGGUCGAAUCUGAGUACGCAUUUGUUACAUAUGUUGCAGUGUUUGCUGCUGGCGUCCACUGACUUGCAUAUGUCACACAUAGCUUCUGGGUUGGUUAAUCGCAUGGGUGCUAGGUCUCCUUUCCUUCUCGAUUCUAUUACAUCAGCUGCUUUGGGAUCGACUGGAUCUGAGAAUACGACCGUGAGGAAUAGUGCCCAUACUAGACAUGCCACUAUAGACACUAUUGCGGCUGACCAUGCGUAGUAUGGCUGCGGUAUACAUGGUAAGAU